Trypanosoma cruzi is the source of this 5409-nucleotide messenger RNA. Its product is annotated as DNA-directed RNA polymerase I largest subunit, putative. NCBI's taxonomy places the organism in Eukaryota, Euglenozoa, Kinetoplastea, Trypanosomatida, Trypanosomatidae. Gene Ontology annotation, cellular component: RNA polymerase I complex. Gene Ontology annotation, molecular function: DNA-directed RNA polymerase activity; DNA binding. Gene Ontology annotation, biological process: DNA-templated transcription. The record is from RefSeq and is a predicted model, not a curated record. The coding region runs from base 1 to 5409 and encodes 1802 amino acids. The transcript has a single exon.
AUGUCCCUCAUCACCGCUUUUCCAUUUCACGCGUAUGUCGGCGAUCUUAAAACACGCCGCGUGGUGCAAGAGAAGGUGGCCGUCUCUCUCUCGUUGCUCACGCCAGAGGACAUGGCCCGCAUGGCUUUUGUUGAGGUGCGCACACGAUGUGGGCAGGAGGACAAAACGGCCCCAUGGCGGCCGGUAUUGCGAAAUGGCGAGGAACACGCCACGUUUUACGACACGCGAAUGGGCAACUUUGACGUGCGCACAUUUCCGCCACACUCCUGUCAGACUUGCGCGGCGAGCCUUACAGGGAAGUACGGCAACGAGCGCUGCCAGGGGCACUUUGGUUUUAUCGGCAUGCCGCGGCUACACCCUGGCGACGCGUUGCGGGGCGAGGAGCGCAUGUCUGUGAUGAACCCGCACCUUGUGGAAGAAGCUGAACAGCUGCUGCAGGCGAAGUGCUUCUUCUGUCACCGGUUUCGUGCCCCGUCUCUCGAUGUGGAGCGAUUCCGUCAGGCGUUGCGGCUCGUUGAUCGCGGUCUUAUUGGCGAAGCGCUGCAUCUUUUAGAUGUCGUGAGCAACGCGAGGGGGUACGACACGCGACACCGGCGUCUGCAUACGGCAAAUGAGGAGGUUAUCAACGAUGUCACACUUCUGCAGGAACAUACGGAACGCAUUCUGAGUCGACAUGCACACACCUCUGCAGCGGCGGGUGAGGCGUCAGCAGAAGCAGAGCACGGGAUGAAGGGGGCGAUUGAUGUCCGUAACGGCAUAGCCCGACAAGCACUGCGCGAGUUGAAGGAGCACGUUGGCGUCUGCUCCCACUGUAAUGGUAUCUCUCCACGCAUUACAAAACGAAAUGGACACUUUUUCUUUUUCUUUAGAAAGAACAGCGCGUCGGUGAAUGUCGCGAACGCCCUUCUCACUCAGACGCAAUUGCAGGAGUGGGAAGAGAACAACAAGCUGCAUAAAAGAACUCAUACGUAUUUUCGUAAUCAAGACAUCCGUGAGCACCUGAAACAACUUUGCCAGCGCGAGGAACUCCUUCUUGGCAUGUUGUUUCCACACCUGGGUGAACCCUCCGUUAUCACACCACACACCACACCACUGCCUGCACGGGAUAUGUACAAGGCAUUCUUUAUAGACCGCAUUCUCGUCCCGCCAUUGCCGUUACGCAUUUCAUCCGGUGUGCAGGUACAAGAUGGCGGUGCCAUCUCCCCAGAUCCACAGACACGUGCUCUCUCUAGUGUCCUUGGAUUUGUGGAGCAAAUUGAGUGUUACCAGGUACUGCAGAACAACUCCACACCGGACCGAAACCUCCUCUCCACCGCGCAAGAAAUUGCAAAUGAGAUCAACCUACGUAACCUGCAGGUGAAGGUGAAUGAGGUGUACCAAGAAAUCAUGGGGACAUUUGCUAAGAAGGAGGGUUUGUUCCGUAUGAAUAUGAUGGGGAAGCGUGUGAAUCAGGCCUGUCGCUCCGUUAUCUCCCCAGAUUUAAUGGUGGAGCCGAACGAAGUCUUGCUGCCCCGACCAUUUGCCCGAAAUUUGUCUUUUCCUGAACAAGUGACAUUUUACGCCUCUGCCCGCAUGAAUCUUUUGAAGCGUUGCGUCAUCAACGGGCCGCGUCGCUACCCCGGUGCCACUCACCUUGAGAUUCGACAAACGAAUGGAGAAAUUCGGUUUAUUGAGCUUGACGUGCCUGAGCAAACACGGCGGCAACACGCUGCCAGGUACUUUGCCAUGGCGCAAAGUGGCGUCACACUGAUUGUGUACCGUCAUAUCUUGGAUGGCGACCGGGUGGUGUUUAACCGUCAACCGACAUUGCACAAGCCAAGUAUGAUGGGGUACCAAGUCAAGGUGCUUUCUGGACACAAGACACUUCGCUUUCACUACGUGAAUGGCAACUCCUUUAAUGCCGAUUUUGAUGGCGAUGAGAUGAAUAUUCACGUACCGCAGAGCUUGGAGGCGAAGGUGGAAUUAGACGUCCUGAUGGAUGCCAAUCUGAACUACCUCGUCCCUACCUCCGGGAAACCGAUUCGGGGACUUAUUCAGGAUCAUAUUGCGGCUGGUGUCCUGUUAACAUUGCGUGACAAGUUUCUUGAGCAUGCCACCUUUGUUCAACUUGCCUACUAUGGACUAGCACCCUACUUGCGCCAGCAACACGAAAUCACACUUUCCGAGCUUAUUCCUCUGCCGGCGAUCUUAUGGCCCCGGCCACUCUGGACAGGGAAACAGUUGAUUUCGGUCGUUAUUCGGUAUGUGAGUGGCGUGGGGCGCCGACCGGAUUGGAUGCGAAUUAACAGUGGAGGGGCUUCAUUGAGGGGAGUGUCACUGAUUCAUCCAGGGGUUUAUAAUCACACCAUCCCAGGGUCCGACGUCGUACAGACGGUGACGCGUCAAACGAUGGAUGAUGAUGCAUUGAUGUUUAUGAAUAGUGAACUAUUGAUGGGACUUAUGUGUAAAAAUCAACUCGGUGCAUCUAGCAUGUCAAUUGCCCACAUUGUACAUGAACUCUAUGGACCACAUAAGGUAGGACAAUUGUUUGGUGCCCUGGGACGUAUUCUUUCGCAAAGUCUGCAGCGCGAAGGGUUUUCAAUUGGUAUGGAUGAUAUGUGUUUGGUUCAGGAGGAACGUCGCUACCGACAGUUGCGUCAACUGGACGAGGCGCCGCUUUAUCUCCCCGAUGACGAGGCGGCGGUCAUGACGAAAAUUAUGGAAUACGCCACGAAACUACAGCAGGAGUUUAUACCGGGCCGUAUGAUGGUGCCAUUUCCCCGCAAUCACCUGCUCAUGAUGACCGCCUCAGGGGCAAAGGGAAGUAACGCGAAUGCGACGCAGAUGGCACUGGGACUCGGUCAACAGCUUUUUGAUGGACGACGCGUGAAACGAAUGAAUUCGGGAAAGACGCUGCCUGCCUUUUUUGCUCAUGAACGCCGUGCCCGUUCUUUUGGCUACGCGAUUGGACGCUUCACAUCCGGUAUCCGGCCACCAGAGUACACGAUCCAUGCCAUGGCCGGUCGCGAUGGUCUCAUCGAUACAGCUGUCAAAACUUCCCGCUCUGGCCAUUUGCAGCGUUGCCUUAUUAAAGGCCUUGAGAGUCUUGUGGUGCACUGGGACCACUCUGUUCGUGACUCAAACGGCAGCAUUGUGCAGUUUACAUACGGCGGCGAUGGUCUUGACCCGUGCAAGGCCUCAACCCUUACGUCGUGGGAAAUGUCGAAGGAAAACCUCGUGGAUUUCGGAAAACGAUUUGGAGUGGACACGGGUGAGGCGACCAGCGAGACGCGACGGCCAGAAAACUGGGAACAAGGAGUGAGGAACAACAGCGUGAAGCGCGGUAAACGGCCACGCACAAGCAUGAAUAACGAUAAGAAGAAUAAUACUAAUAAAAAUAAUGACAAGGACGAAGAAGAGGAGGAGAAAGAGGAAGAAGAGGAGGAUGGCGACGAUGAACAUAAAAGGAGUAGUAAUUGUAAUCACAAUGAGAAUGCACGCCAGCGGCACAAAGAGCAACAGUUACGUGAGAAUCCACUCCCGCGGCACAUGCAUGACGGACUUGAGGACUAUUUGCGCACCAAAGCAACAUUUCCACUCUUCCAGCGGGUCUCACAGUUGGCACGCUGGAAGGCGCAGGGACAAGUGCAGGAGAAACUUGCAGAGAAGCGUAGAGAAAGUAUUGCAUAUUAUCGUGAUGUUCUCUCGGAACUUGCCACAAGCCGACGUGUAAAGGCUUUCUGUGACCCCGGGGAACCUGUUGGUCUUCUUGCGGCACAGGCCGCCGGAGAGCCGUCUACGCAAAUGACACUUAACACAUUCCACAGUGCCGGUUCCACGGUGACCCACGUGACGGAAGGUAUCCCACGUCUCCGUGAGCUGCUUAUUCACGCCUCUGUUCAGAAAGCUGCAGUUAUUGUGCCCGUGGAGAAGGCGACGCCGGUGGAUGAGUCAGCCAUUGCACGCAUACUACAUGCGGGUGUGGCGAUACGGUUGCGGGAUUGUCUUGCGCGGGGCGGGGCAAGUGGAAAAGGAUAUCAUUAUCACGUGGCACGACGUAAGGAUGCGUCUGUGUUGACAAUUGCUUUGCUCUUUUCACAGUCGUACCUGGAUGAUAGCCGGGCGCGUAUGUGCAUGUCGCCGAGUGAACACCUUGAAUCCUUUACGGAUGCAUUGCGGCAAUUUGGAAAGCGCAUUAUUAAAGCGCUACGUGGUCGCACGCGGGAAGAAAGAAAUGUAGGUGAUGCCGCAGCGUUGAUCCUUAAUCAGCAUGACCCAAUGGACGCUGCUACUACUACUGCUGCUGCUGCUACGGAUGGCGAUGAUUACGACGACAGCGACCGCGGCUCUGGUGUCGACAAGGACGAUGCUCUCAGUGAUGGUGGCAGCGAGGACAGUAACAGCGCAACCGUUGGUGGUGUGUCACCCGCCCUCCGCAGCCAACGCAGUGUCAACGAUGUGCCAGACGCAUCCGAGGAUGACAAUGAAGAUGAGGACGACGAUAAUGCGGAAGAAGAAGAGGAGGGAGAGAAGGCUGCGCGAUUGUUACGUGGCCAAAAUGGCCGGAGGCAUAGUGAAAAUGAGGACGAGGACGACCAAUGUGACGACGAAAAUAAGGGUGACAGUAUAAAAGGGACUGUAGCCCCGCAGGAGGCGGUCAGCUACGAUGGAUUCGCACCCCUGCAUGCUACAUCCGGUAGCAAAGAGUUUAUCCUUGAUGUGGCUCCGUUGAGUAAACUUGCCGCUGAGCGUGAUGGUGUCGCCGCUCUUCCCGACGGCCUUUUUUUUGUGAAUGUUGUUGUGUGCAUGCCUCCGGAUAUCAUUGCCGUCAUACCCGACGUCGUGGACGGUGCGCUGGAGCAGCAAACGCUGCCUUCGUGGCUGCCACAGUUCGAUUCUGUGAACUUCACACGAAAUGCCGAUGACGCGACGAGUGGCGAACUUCUUUUUCAGGGCGCCAACGCGACGAUGCGUCAUGUCUUGUCGUUUCUUUCUCUUUUUACUUUGGGAACGCGGGCGAUUAAAUUACGGCAGGCCCGCUCCACAGACAUUCGUGACAUGGCGAACUGGUUUGGUGUCGAGUCGGCAUACCGCACCCUUUACGACGAGCUGUUCAAAUUAUUCAAGCGGUACUCCGUUGACCAUCGCCAUCUGACGCUCAUCGCUGACGCUGCCACGCAUCGCGGUACAUGGGAGAACUUCAACUUUACAGGCGUCAUUUCACAGAGUGCGAGUCCGCUCUUCCAGAUGACAUUUGCGUCGUCAAAGCGGUGGCUGCACACGGCUGUGAGUCGGGGACUGAGCGAUGAGUUGCAGUCGAUCAGCUCCGCCAUUAUGGUGGGCGAGCGGCCAAAGGUGGGAACGGCGUGUGUGAAGUUGGCACCAGACGCCGCGGUUCUACGUGAUGUGUUGGAGCACACUUUUGAAUAG